Messenger RNA from Cyanistes caeruleus (blue tit), 451 nucleotides. NCBI's taxonomy places the organism in Eukaryota, Metazoa, Chordata, Aves, Passeriformes, Paridae. The record is from RefSeq and is a predicted model, not a curated record.
GCCCUCCCUACGAUGUGAGGUGCACUGAGGUGAGGGAUUCCUCCCUGCAGCUGCACUGGGAAGCUUCUCUCUACCUGGGGACAGGACCACUCACAGGAUAUUUCAUAGAACUGUGUGAAGAGGGCUCAGAGGAGUGGAAACAAAUAAACAAACAGCCCACAGCCAGCACCCACAUGAAGGUUGAGGAGCUGGAGACAGGGAAAUGUUACAUUUUCCGAGUACGAGCACUGAACAAGGCUGGAGUUGGACCCCCCUCGCUCCCCUCGGAUCCUGUGGUGGCUAAAACCAAACCUGGCACAAAUGAAAUUGAACUCGGGGUGGAUGAAGAGGGUUUCAUUUAUAUGGCCUUUGAAGCUCCUGAAAAGAAUGAUUCCUCUGAAUUUAUCUGGUCAAAGGACUAUGAGGGACCUCCAGAUGCUGACCGAGUCCAGGUUGAAGAGAAAGGCAAUAG